Messenger RNA from Didymosphaeria variabile, 1026 nucleotides. RefSeq lists its product as uncharacterized. Bases 1 to 1026 code for a protein of 341 amino acids. The record is from RefSeq and is a predicted model, not a curated record. The transcript is spliced from 2 exons. Lineage: Eukaryota; Fungi; Ascomycota; Dothideomycetes; Pleosporales; Didymosphaeriaceae.
AUGACCAGCGAAACUGCCAAUGGCCAGUCCGAUAGCUCUUCCAACCGCAUCAUAAGAGUGGCCAUCAUUGGGGCUGGUGGCCACUUGGGUCGUCACAUCGUCUCUCAACUCCUCAAAAUCGGGAAGCAUAGCCUCACCGCCAUCACCCGUCCCGACAGUACCGCCUCGAUUACAGACGAGAUCCGCAUCGUCCAUGUGGACUACACCAGUGACGAUGACGCGGCCUUGGUAGCCGCCCUCGAAGGCCAACAGGCCCUCGUCAUUACUAUGUCCGUCACCGCCCCUCGCGACACCGUGCUCAAGCUCAUCCGCGCCGCCGCAAAAGCGAAAGUCCAGUUCAUCCUUCCCAACUGGUACGGCCACGAUCCCAAAAAUGACAACUUGUGUGAGGACAGUCUACUGGCUCAAAAUCGCGACGCAGCGUGUAAUGAGGUGAAGAAGCUGGGUGUAAGCUCGUACUUCCUGCUGGCAAGUGGAUUUUGGUAUGAAUGGAGUUUGUCCGGGGGGCCGGAUCGCUAUGGAUUCGAUAUCAAGAAGCGUUCUCUAGUCUUGUUCGACGGCGGUGAGACGCCAAUGAACACAACGACAUGGCCUCAGAGUGGGAGAGCGAUUGCGAUUUUGCUGAGCUUGAAGAUUGCUCCUGAUAAUGCAGAAGAUCGGUCCCCCGCGCUUUCGCGGUUCCGAAACAGCCCAGUAUAUAUUUCCAGCUUCCGGGUAACUCAACGCGACAUGUUCGAGAGUGUGAAGCGUGUUACAAGAACGACAGAUGCUGAUUGGAGCAUCAGUCACGAGACCUCGGAGCAGCGCUGGAAAGACAGUAUGGGCGAGAUAAAGAAGGGCAACUUCGGCGCUUUCACGAAGAUGCUGUAUAGUCGAGCUUGGUUUCCGAAUGGGGAUGCUGACCACGAGACUUCCCGCGGGCUUGCUAAUGAAUUGCUUGGGCUACCGGUUGAGUGUCUCGAUGAGUGGACGGCUGUUGCAGUUCGUAUGGCGCAAAACGAUGAUGUUCCGUGGAUCAUGCACUAG